This is a messenger RNA of Meleagris gallopavo (turkey), 2655 nucleotides long. The record is from RefSeq and is a predicted model, not a curated record. Lineage: Eukaryota; Metazoa; Chordata; Aves; Galliformes; Phasianidae.
AUGUUGGUUUGUGCUGCCUCGAUUAAGUGCUUCUUGCUUGUUGCUUUUCUUUACAGGAACUGGUCUAAAUCCAAAAAGUGGCUUCUAAAAUUAUUUGAGAAAGUAGUGUCAGAUGCUGAAAGAACCAACCCUUCAGAGACCACAUCCAAGACACUACUUCAGCACCUCCUGGAUAACUUGCAAGGAAAACAUCUGGCUCCCAACUACGGUCUCCUGAUGCUCUGGGCCUCCCAAGCAAAUGCUGUCCCUAUUGCAUUCUGGACCCUUGUUUUCAUACUCUCUUAUCCUACUGUUUACAAGAAAGUCAUGGAAGACCUGACUUCUGUUUUUGGCAAUGCAGGUAGGGAUGAAAUAGAAGUCUCUGAAGAGGACCUGAAGAACCUCCCUUAUGUUAAGUGGUGCGCUUUGGAAGCCAUACGGCUGAGGUCUCCAGGCGCAAUCACCAAGAAAGUAAUAAAACCAAUAAGAAUUCAGAAUUUCACCAUCCCUGCAGGUGACAUGCUGAUGUUGUCUCCGUAUUGGCUGCACAGGAAUCCAAAGUAUUUUCCCGACCCAGAAAUGUUCAAACCUGAUCGUUGGAAAGAGGCAAAUUUAGAGAAGAAUGCUUUCUUGGACGGCUUUGUGGCAUUUGGAGGAGGGAAGCAUCAGUGUCCAGGAAGAUGGUUUGCUAUCAUGGAAAUCCAGUUGUUCGUUGUGCUGUUCCUGUACAAAUACCAAUUUGUGCUUUUGGAUGCAGUACCAAAGGAGAGCCCUUUGCAUUUGGUGGGGACACAGCAACCCCUGACACCAUUCCGGGUCCAGUAUAAAGGCUGGGAAUGAAGGGAGCCCAGUAGUGACUUACCUUUCUUUGCCUGGAUGAAUGGACUGUUGAGCUGCUUCUCUGCUCUUUGUAUUCAAACAAGUUCUCUGCUGUUGCAGUUCUUAAUUCCAGCUUUACAUUGUGUACAUGCUCUGUGUUGCAAUAAGCCAUGACAACACAGUCUUAUCUAUGCUCUUCUUCCCAGUUGCCUACCUCCUAGUACUGAAAAAUCAAGCUCUCCUGCCAAAUUAGUCACAGUCUAACUGAUAGGCUAAACUCACCAACCAAACAUUCAGGACAAAAACUGCUAUGUCUGAAAAUCCUGCAAGGAAGUGUUGCCAGAGGCAGCAGAAAAGCAGGUUCCUGCUUCCUGCAGGUGUCUUCAAGCCAAGGCCAAAGCUGCAAGCAUGAGAAACAGCUGGGAUGCUGUUCCACUGGAGCACCUUCCAUUGCUGCUGAGUUUGAUUCUGUCAGAACUGGUCCUGGCACGAAUACCCAGUGACAGCUUGAUGGCGGUGCUUGGCCGCAGUGCAGAGCGAUGGCAAAAACACCAUUGCUCUUCAUUAGUUUGGUGGUCUAGAACUGAGAACCCUUUUAUUUUUAACAUGAUUUGCAGAACACAUUAAUCAAUCUAAAACUAUUCAAUUCUAUGAAGAGUAUCUGGUAAACGUUCAAGGAAACUCUCAAGUAAAUAAGUUCAGAAACCGACGCUUUAACUGCUGUCAGAUUUCAUAUACAAUAAUAGCAGACAUGUAUUUUUAGUUUUCUAAGUAAAGAUUAUUCAUCAUUUUAUAAGUGCUUGCAAAAAAAACACCCAAAUGGCCUUUUGGCGGUGGUAGGUAUGGGAAUAACAUCCAUAGGAAAAUAACACACGAUAUAAUUCACUAAAUGGUUGGAUCAUCUCAGUUAUGGAUACUACAGUUUAACAAUACCUGCUCUCGACAGCCAGAGAAGCCAAACAAGAACGUGAAUUAAAGUGGCUUUGUGACUCUCCCUUUGAAAUCCCAGCACUGCGUGACUGCCCUGUUGUCAAUGGCCAUCCAUACUUUCCUAGGCAGGAAAAACCAUGUGAGGUGGAUUAGUAAAGUAGUGUGGUGGUCAGGUGAUAGAGCUGAACGGGGUCUUCUACUCGGAAAUAAUUUAAAAGCUUCUGGGAGAGGGAAGCAUAGCACUGCACCACUGGGACAGGGUUAAACAAAUGUUGAAAGGUCACGGAAAGGCCAGGUUGGAUGGGGCCAUGGGCAGCCUGGGCUGCUCUGAAAUGUGGAGGUUGGUGGCCCUGCCUGUGGUGGGGUUGGAACCUCAUGAUCCUCGAGGUCCCUUCCAACCCAAACCAUUCUGUGAUUGCAAUCCCCUACACGCGAUUGGAUGAAGAAUUUUUAAAUUAGUAUUUUUCAGAUGUCUGUCCAGUCUGCUUUUAAAAAUGGCAGAGCUGAAGUUCCAAAGUGAUUGUUCCUCUCCUGAUAGGAGGCUUCCCUGCAGGUCGAUGGGGGUCACAAUGAGCUUUUUAUUCAUGCUACUUGCUGUAUGGAGCAGGAGGCUUUAAACCCAAAGAGAAAAAAGGAGCAGUAUUUGGCCUAUCUUUGUGUUUCUGUCUCCUUAACAAAGUACGGAUGUUAAAGGGAGUGCAGUGGGUGUCCUGUGGCACCUUCAAAAAUGAAUUAUUCCACCUCCAGAUGCGGCAUCCAUCAGAGCACAGCCCUCAGCCCGGGCCAGUUGGGAUGGUGUGUUGGCAUUCAUGUGGCCAGGAAUCAGUGGCACCUAUUUCUGAGCCACUGCAACAAAUCUUAAGUCUUUUUAAGAAGAGAGCAAGUCUAGAGUUAGGAGGAAUGAAAAAUAAAGCUCUUUCAAACUAA